Molecule: messenger RNA, 3112 nt
Organism: Plodia interpunctella (Indianmeal moth)
Lineage: Eukaryota; Metazoa; Arthropoda; Insecta; Lepidoptera; Pyralidae
Product: poly [ADP-ribose] polymerase-like
Exons: 17
Coding region: 97-3018 (973 amino acids)
Biological process (GO): double-strand break repair; protein poly-ADP-ribosylation
Cellular component (GO): nucleolus; nucleus
Molecular function (GO): NAD binding; NAD+ poly-ADP-ribosyltransferase activity; DNA binding
Source: RefSeq, a predicted model, not a curated record
CGCUCGGCUGGCGCGCCUACUGUGACUGCGCAUUUUGAUUCUGAUUUUGUUCGUGUUUGCAAGUUCUUUUUAAGAAGUUUUCUUUUAUUUCCUAAAAUGUUCUCCUCGUGUAAUUUGCCGUAUAGGGUAGAUCGUGCCAAGACCGGUUUAUCAAAGUGUGUAGGGUGUAAAACGGUAAUUCCUAAAGAAACUUUAAGAAUGGCCCGUAUGUUUCAGUUUAAAUUUGGUAAGAUGAGAGAAAUUUGGUACCAUAUGGAAUGCUUUUUUGAGAAACAAAGGCCAAAAUCAGUGUGUGAGAUAGACAACUUUAACAAUAUAGACGAUGAAGAUCAACUGUGGCUUACCCAAAAAGUUGACGAAGUUCUCCAAGCAGCCAGCGUGAUCUGCAAUGGGGAAACAAAUGGGCAAGCAACUAAGAGGUCAUCAAGCGAAGUAGUUGGCCCACUGACAGACUUCAGUGUAGAGCUCUCUAAAAGCUUUAGGGCCAAAUGCAGAGGUUGUGAUAUUAAGAUUUGCAAGGGUGAAUUACGCAUUUCCAAGACCUCGUAUGACACAGAUAUUGCUAUAUUAUGGGGCAAGGAGCAGCUGUGGUACCAUGUUAUAUGUUUUGAGAAGGCUAGAAAAGAAUUACAGUACUUUGCUGGUGGUGACAUGCUGCCAGGUUUCAAUGAACUUCCUGAGACGGACCAGCAAAAUGUUAGGGAUAACAUCAGGCCUAUAGCAUCUGAUGAAGUUCCAAUAAAAAAAAUUAAGAAUGAUCCAGAGGAGCAGGAGCGACAGAGAGAGAUGAGUGAACAAAACAAUUUAUACCAGAGCUACAAAAGCAAACUCAAGAAUUUGUCUCAGAAUGAAAUUGUUCAAGUGUUGAAGAGGAAUGGGCAAUUUGUACCGAAAAAUAAACAAGAGGCUCUAGAGUUGCUGGCGGACUGCCUGGCGUUCGGAGCGCUGCAGCGCUGUGCGGAGUGCCGCGGGCAGCUGCUGCUGGCCAGCCUCGGGUACAGGUGCUCAGGAUUUAUCAGCGCGUUCUCGUCGUGUGGCCAGUUUGUAUCACAACCGGUGCGGUUCCCGCUCACAAUACCACCGGAGCUGGCGCAAAAGCCCCCACUGCUGGGGUACGAGCCCACGGUGGGUGUGAGGCUGUUCCGAAACCGGCCCCAUCCAACCACCGCGACAAAGGAAAUUGUCAACGCACCAUUGAAGAAUAUGCAAUUCUUCAUAUACGGCCGAGAGCUGAAAGACAGGAAAGAUGACAUUAAAAAGUGCAUCUUCAAAAUGGGAGGGCUGGUGGUGACCAAACUGACUGACACCAUGGCAGCUGUGAUCUCCACUCGGAACGAUAUGGUAAAGAAGGCAGAAAUAGCAGAGAAGCAAAUAGAGGUCGUAGAGGAAUCCUUUUUGGACCAAAUCGACAAAGAAAAUGGAACCGUGAUGGAUUCCAUAAAGCUGAUAGGUACAUGCAACAUCGCAGAUUGGGGCUCAGAUCCAAUAAACCGCGUACCUCCGGCCGUGAUCGAAGGUAAACAUAUUGAAACGUGUGGAAAUAAUUAUAAGAAGCCUUCAACAUCAACGCAAAUCAUUACAGCUGGGUCAGUGAUAGAGUCGGCGGAGCUGGCGCGCACAUCCCACGUGUUCCGCGACCGCGAGGGCGACGCGCACUGCGCGAGGCUGUCGCAGACCGACCUCGUCACUGGGACCAACGUCUUCUACAAGCUGCAGCUGCUGGAGAGCGACGAUAACGACAGAUACUACGUGUACACAGCGUGGGGCCAGAUCGGAAAUGACGGAUUGGACAAUAUAAAAUAUUUCGACAAUCUCGAAAGCGCUAUGGUUCACUUCAAAUCCAAAUAUUUUAAACUAACCAAGAACAAAUGGGAGGACAGGCAUGACUUUGUUAAGCACCCUUAUAAAUAUUACCCUCACGAUGUAAACUACAACGACGCGAACACGCUGUCCUCCUUAGAGGUGAACUGGAAGUCCGACCUCCCCAUAUCCGUGCAAAGACUAAUGCAGAUGAUAUUCGACAUCGACACCAUGAAGUUGACGUUGCAGCACUUUGAGCUGGACACGGAGAAGCUGCCGCUUGGGAAGCUAUCUCAGAAACAGCUCGAUGAGGGGUUCAAGGUGCUGAUGAAUCUAUACAAAUACGUCGAGAAGGGGAAAGUUGGAAGGUCCAAGAUUUUAGCAGAGAGCAGCCAUUUCUACACUCUGAUCCCCCACAAGAGCAGCCGUAGGACGCCACCAGUCUUAGACUCCAUGGAACUCGUCCAGGACAAGAUGCAGGUCUUAGAUGACUUGAUGCAGAUAGAACUCGCUUACACUCUGAGAAAUGAAUACUUCGAGAACAGAAACUAUCUGGAAGAAUGUUAUAAAAAACUGAACACUGAUAUAACUCCUUUGAACAAAAAUUCGAAUGAAUUUAACACAAUAGAAGAAUACGUGAGAAACACGCAUGCGUCGACGCAUUGGCGUUAUUCUUUGGAGAUAGAACAGGUGUUCAGGAUAGUGCGGUCGGGAGAAGACGCCCGCUAUCUGCCGUUCAAGGGGCUUCACAACCGUCGGCUUCUGUGGCACGGCUCUCGCGUCACCAGCUUCGUUGGGAUCCUGUCUCAUGGUUUGGUUCUACCAAGAACGUUUCAAUCGAGGUUAAUGUUCGGCAAAGGGAUAUAUUUUACGGACAUGGUGUCGAAGUCUGCCAACUACUGCUUCCCUAGCAAAGAGAGCCCCGUCGGGUUGCUGUUACUCUGCGAGGUCGCACUGGGGAAUAUGAAGGAGUGUACCGAAGGUGAGUGCGUGAGCGAACUCCCUCCCGGCAUCCAGGCGGUGGUGGGCCUGGGCCGCGCCGGGCUGGAGCUGAGCCGGGUCCGCCCGGGGCCGGCCGGUGGGGCGCUGCUGCCGCUCAGUCCGCCGGUGUUCGUCCAGCGGGACUCCAGCCUCGACUAUAACGAGUUCGUCGUGUACGACGAGGCGCAGGUCAACAUCAAAUAUCUACUGCAGGUGAAGUUCAACUUCAACUACUAAAUCUCUAUCGAGAAUCAUUUAUUUUGCAUUCAAAUUUUUUAAACUAUGUAUAGUUAAAAUGUUGUUAUAUAAGUACAAAAAGUCACGUUUUACA